AUCCGUCAAACAUGUCCCUUCUCCUCUGCCGUACUCUGCUUCCGCGCAUGCUCACCGUCAGCCGAGAGCUCAGCAGGAUCCGCGGAGCCGCAUGAAGAGGAAGAAAAGGAGAAAAAGAAAAGAAACAGUGAAAGAAAAAGGAGUAAAAACAGGAGAACAGAGAGAGACGGAGGAGGGAUGAACCAGCUGGAGCGGUAAGACUAGAAUGUAACCCGGUAAAUAUCCGGAACGAAGCCGGAGCUAACGGCUAACAGCUAACAGGCUCCGAUCUGAAUCAUUGAAACAAAGUUCGGAGAUAAACUGUUAAAAUCAGAGAGAAAUGACCGAAAUAAGAGUCAUUUUAUACAUUAAACUCCAGCUUUAGUUGAUAAACACGGUCUUUAAUCGGUGAAAUCUUUAGUAGAGUCUGCAGGAGGAGAAAAAAGAGACAGAAACACGAAUAAAAAUCAACUUUAAAAGAGUUUUAAUGAUCAGAGUCUUACUUUCAUAAAUUACGGCGCAAUUAAAGGAUAAAACGGUCUGUAACUGAGGAGGAAGAGCAUACAGAGGGACUUACAGGAGAGAAUACAGGACUGUGGGAGAUAAGGUUGGUUAUCGUUUGAUUUUGAAUGAUUCCGAUUCCGAUCGAUUCUCUAUUCCGAUUUUUUUCAAAGGCAGGAUAUUUUAAAAAAUCAUGGUUUAAAUGAAGGCGCUAACCGGAGAUAAACUUAGACAAACUUUUGACCUCAGAUGCUGUGGGUUGGAAUGCACUCUCUCUCUCUCUCUGUGGCGUCUUCCUCAUCGGUGUUUGGCGGAUAUUUCUUCCAGACUCCGGCAUAGAAACUUGGAAUUGAAAUGGUAAAAUUUGAACAGUUCCAGGAGAAUCAGAAUGUCAGUCCAGGUCCCAUCGAUGCUCGAGACUGGAUACCCAUCCCUAGUGGUCGAUAACUUUGUCAUGUGAUGUGAGCUGAACCGUCUGCAGCUCAGUGAGACAAAAACUAAAGAGCUGAUGGAUCUGAGGAGGAACCAAACACCUGUGACCCUGUUUCCAUCUGGGGGGGUCCCAGUGGACACUGGAGGAGCACCAGUACCUAGAAGUGGACUUCAACAGUAAACUGGACUGGACCAGGAACACUGAGGACGUCUACAGGAAGGGUCAAAGGUCAAAGCGGACUCCGUUUCCUGAGGAGGUUGAGGUCCUUCAACAUCUGCAGGACCAGGAUGAGGAUUUUGAUGAGUCUGCUGUGGACCAGGUCUCCACCCUCUCCACAGUGAACUGGUCCUUCAGAGAGACGAGGACCUCCAGCUGAAGGUUCCUCGCUCCACGAUGAACCACAGAGCGCCACAGGAGAUCUUUCCUGGUGGUCAUCAGAGACUUUAGCUCCUCCCUCAGAGACUCGGACACCCUCAGUCUUUACCUGGACUCUGCUCACUGUCUUACUGUUUGUGUUGUUUAUAGUGUAAAAAAUCUAUCUCCUCUUUAUUGUUUUUACACUGGAGUUACUGAGGAUUCUUAAAGUGUUUCUGAUUCUGUUUGUGUUUCAGUUCGAAGGACGAGGAGGAGCUGGAGGAGUCGGACAGUCACCAUGACAACAACGACGGGACCAACAACAACAACAACAACAACAGACGCAAGGUGAGACGAGAGACGAGCGCCGACAUGAGACCAGGAGGACGGAGACAACGCUGAGACUGUGUCCUCUGAGUCAAAGGAAAAGCUAAAACAGAAACUUAAAUAGAGGAGGACGAGUGAGUCUACAACAGGAGAGAGGAGGAGGAGGAGGAGAAGGGAGAGAGAGAGAGAGAGAGGAGGAGGCAGAUGUUUGUGUCUGAAAAUCAGGGACAGAAUGAGCGUAAAUAGAGAGACUGUAGAUGAUGACGAGUGUGAAGGACUUUAGAGGUCCACAUCAUGGUGGGUCUGACGAUGGUUCAGGACUUUGGGGAUCCAGAGUGUGACUCUAACCUCUCUCUCUCUCUCUCUCUCUCUCUCUCUCUCUCUCUCUCUCUCUCUCUCCCCCUCCCCCUCUCCCCCUCAGACGGUGAGUCCAGGUGCAGGUGAACACCCUCUUCAGUACAACUACACCUUCUGGUACAGCAGAAGAACUCCGAGUCGGCCGGCCAGUUCUCAGAGCUACGAACAAAACAUCCGACAGAUCGGCACCGUGGCAUCGGUAAUAACACACACACACACACACACACACAAACACACACAGACACACACACACACACACACACACACUCACACACACACACGUUAGUUUUUUCAGUAUUUAAGGAUCAUUUAUCGACGUCAAACCAGAGUCUCGUUUUUUCGUUUCUUUUCCGACCUUCUCCUCCGACAAACAUUCUCGAUUUUCUCCGAUAUAAAAAAGUUUUUAUUAUCAGUAAAAAGAACAAAUUUUAACAGAUUUCAGACGUUAAAAAUAUGAUUUAUAAAAUAAACGGUUUUGGUCCCAGACCUGACCCCUGAGGAACCCCUCAUGUUAUUUUUUUCUGUUUUCUGAAGAACCUGUAACUCAGUGAUGCCCCCCCCCCCCCGAGACCGUAUCUGCAGAGUUCUUUAGGAAGAGUCCCGCCCUCAGGUGUUGACAGGUGUGACUCUGUCCUCUGUGUCUUCAGGUGGAGCAGUUCUGGAGGUUCUACAGUCACCUGGUCAGACCGGGUGACCUGAGUGGACACAGUGACUUCCACCUGUUCAAGGAGGGAAUCAAACCCAUGUGGGAGGUAAACCCCGCCCCCUGUUUAAGUGACAUCAUAGUCCUGCUCAUGAACCCGUCUCUCACCCGUCUCCCUCUCUCAGGACGAGUCGAACCGCAGCGGGGGGAAGUGGAUCAUCCGUCUGCGUAAAGGUUUGGCGAGUCGUUUCUGGGAGAACAUCAUCCUGGCGAUGUUAGGAGAGCAGUUCAUGGUGGGAGAGGAGAUCUGUGGAGCCGUGGUGUCCAUACGCUUUCAGGUAAUACUGCAGUACUCCUACUCUACCUGCAGUAACAGGUAACAUAAAUAUCAGAGUUAAAGAACAGUAUAAGAUCCUCAUUAUUAAUUAACAUUUAUAUGACGUUUCCAGGUCACUUUGUCAUCCAUUAUUACACCUAAGAACUUAAAUUCUGACACUCUCUGAAUAAGAACUCCAUCGAUACGUAACCAAACAUUUACCUCUUUUUUCUGAUCACCAAAAACCAUCAACUUAGUUUAUUUAUAUUUAAAAAGUUUCGUUUAACCAUUUUAUUUUCUAAGCUUUUUGCAAGAGUUUUUAAAGAGUUAUCUGCAAAUAAUACAAACUGUGAUAAUUUUGACACUUCUUAUAUGUAAUUGAUAUAUAAAUAAAACUGAGCCUUGUGGGACUCCACGUUCAGAAAACUGCACAUAUUGUUUUAAAUAUCUUUGUAACCAACAGAAAACAACACCUCUCACACCAAACAAGCAAACGUCCUCCGUCUCUUCUGUCCUCCUCAUCACUGACGGGAGUAACGGGACCUUUAGGAACUUAAAAACAUGAACCGGACUCUCGGGUCCAGAUGGAGCUGCAGAGUUUCCUGAAUAUUGAUCUUUAUUUUGGUCUCUGAAUCAUUAAGAGACGAUGAUUCUGAAAACCUAAGAACCUAAAUAUUGGGCUUCACCUCACAUCAUUCAGCUGAACUUUAGGACAACCUGAUGAUGUGAAACCUUCGUAAACCUUAGGGGCGGUUUAAUGUGCGUGUCAUUUUUUCUUCUAUGACCCGUUUUCACUCUCAGGAAGACAUCCUGUCGAUCUGGAACAGAACAUCCAACGAUCAGAUGACGACGUCCAGAAUCCGAGACACGUUAAGACGAGUACUGAACCUCCCGACCAACACCAUCAUGGAGUACAAGACCCACAACGACAGCCUCAGGUAAUGAGACGAACGUACAACCAGGUCUGUGGUCUCCAUGGAGACGCUGGGAUUCUGGGCUGAUGGACUGGUUUGUCAGGGAUUCUGGGCUCAGAGGUUACCGGGUUCAGAACAAGAUCAGACAAAUUCAAAGAUCUGUGUUCAGGUGUUCGUGCCGUGGGGGGGGGGGGGGGAGAACGAGGACCCAGGAUGGGACCCUGGGGGACUCCCACAGGACUCCACAUGGUCCUGACAUUUUCACCAGAGCCGGAGAACUGUCAGGGAACAGAGAGGAGAGUCCAGGUCCUGGAAGAUCCGAUGGUUCUGGGUAUCAGACGUCGGUGAAUCAGCACAGGGACAUUAAAGCGUGGCAGAAUCCUGGUAGAAAAUGAAGCAGGGGGUUUGUGUCAGAUCCAGAGGGUUUGUCUAGUGGGUCCAUAUCAGGGUGUUCUGGUCGGGAUACAGCAGGGUGUUCUGGGGGUGGUAAGACGGGCCUUUCAUGGGGAUGAAGCAGAUUCUGGUGGGGGUGGAAGUUCUGUUUGAGGGAUUGUAACAGGAUGUUCUCCUGAAGGUUACUCUGGUGAUGGUCCAGUUUGUUGGUGUUUCUGGGGACUAACAUUAUCUUCUGUUAUGGAUAGAGCAGGUUCUAGAAGGUUCGGGUGGGCCUACAGAAGGUUCUAGGAGGUUGGGUCUACUCGGUUGCUCCGAUAACAGAACAGGAUGUUGUUUUCGUUGGUAUCCAGAUCUUAGUUCUGUCGGGAACACACUGAGCCGGAUCCACUGAUGGGGAUACAGUGUUCUGUGUUCUGGUUGGGGUUCAGCAGGUUCUGAUUGGGUUCUUAAGAGCUUGCAGCAAGUUGUUCUGGUUGAGAUCCAGCAUUCGUUUCCAGUCAGGUCUGGCGGGGGUUGUACUCAAUGUCCUGGCCUUUGACAGAACCAGAACCAGAUUAGUUCAGAUCCAGCCUAUAAAAAACCAGAACCGGAUCCUGGAGAUCAGAUUCUCUGUUUGUGUUUCAGGGACAACUCGAGCUUUAGGAACACGAAGAUCUCCCUCUGAAGACAGAUGUGCCAGCUGACUGUCCUUGUGACCAACCGAGACACCGACCACCCUCUCUGCUGUGUGUGUGUGUGUGUGUGUGUGUGUGUGUGUGUGUGUGUGUGUGUGUGUGUGUGUGUGUGUGUGUGUGUGUGUGAGAUUCUCAUAAAUUGUCAAUAAGCAGGAGGAAAGAAAGUUUCUUGGAUCUUUAAACCUGAUGAGUACUAUAACCAGUAUAACCAGUAAAGACCAGUAUAACCAGUACCAUGGGUGCUGGUCAGAGUUUGGACGGUCCAGAGUUUUGUAUUUUUGGUGCGUUGUUGUUUCAUUGGUGUAAAUAAAACUGAAUCUUGUUAAAUUUUGGUUCUACUUCUGCAUCUUGUCAAAUAAAUGAAUGUGGUUCACUCAGAGGGU
This is a messenger RNA of Xyrichtys novacula (pearly razorfish), 5277 nucleotides long. Lineage: Eukaryota; Metazoa; Chordata; Actinopteri; Labriformes; Labridae. The record is from the annotation of a GenBank genome assembly.